CAGAGGAAACGACCCCCUUUCUCCAACCCGCGGCGGCGGCGGCGGAUCCGUGUUGUAAGCGACGCCAACAACGGCGGCGGAGGAGCGACGUUCGCAGCCAUGGACAACCAGAAGAAUCCCAAGAGAUACAGACGCGAAGAUCCAAAAUCUUCCAGUGAUGAAGAAGAAGAGUCAUACGAACCAUACAUUCCUGUUAAAGAAAGAAAGAAACAGCGGAUGAAGCAGAUACUGAAGAUAUCUCAGGAUGAGGAUGCAAGUACAGACUCAUGGAAGGAAAGAGAGCAAAGAGAACAAGAGGAGGAUGUACAGGAACUGGCCAGAAAGAACAACAUCUCCCUCUUGGACCAGCACACUGAACUCAAAAAAAUUGCGGAAGCUCGCAAGGAAUCAGAAUUGGAGAAACAGCGUCGAGAAGAGAAGCGUCUCCUGGAAGCUGUGGCAGAGAAAAGAGCUCUGAUGGGUGUGUCCGAGUUGGCACGUGGUGUACAGUAUGAGGAUUCUGUAGUUUCAGCUUGGAGACCCCCAAGGCGCAUAUUGGCCAUGGAUGAAAAAAGGCACGAAAGAGUGCGUAGGAAGUACAAAAUCUUAGUUGAAGGUGAGGAGGUUCCUCCACCACUUAAAUCAUUUGCCGAUAUGAAAUUUCCAAGAUGCAUUAUCAAAGCCUUACAAAAGCGAGGUAUUGAAAAACCAUCUCCCAUUCAGAUGCAGGGAAUUCCAGCAGCCCUUCAAGGACGUGACAUGAUCGGCAUCGCAUUCACAGGCAGUGGAAAGAGUAUGGUGUUCAUUUUACCCAUUAUUAUGUUCUGUUUGGAGCAAGAGAAAAAGCUGCCUUUUAUGGGAAAUGAAGGGCCAUAUGGCCUCAUCAUCGUACCAUCUCGUGAGUUGGCCAAACAGAUAAAGGACAACAUAGAGUUCAUUUCAAAAUUUGUUGAAGCAGAUGGUAUGCCAGAGUUAAGGACAUCCUUAGCUAUUGGAGGGGAGCCUGUAGCAGCUGCAAUGCAAGUUGUGAGAAAGGGAGUGCAUAUCAUGGUGAGCACUCCAGGACGCCUCAUAGACAUGCUUGACAAGAAAAUGGUUCGUCUUGAUGUUUGCAGAUACCUAGUUAUGGAUGAAGCUGACAGAAUGAUUGACAUGGGUUUCGAAGAGGAUGUGCGUACUAUUUACUCAUAUUUCAAGGCACAGCGACAGACCUUGUUGUUCUCUGCUACUAUGCCUAAAAAGAUCCAGAAUUUUGCUCGUUCUGCUCUCGUGAAGCCAGUCACAGUGAAUGUUGGUCGUGCUGGUGCGGCCUCAAUGAAUGUUACCCAAGAAGUGGAGUAUGUUAAGCAGGAAGCAAAGGUGACGCACAUCCUGACUUGCUUGAACAAGACUUCUCCGCCAGUACUCAUCUUUGCUGAAAAGAAGCAGGAUGUAGAUCUCAUUCAGGAGUAUUUGCUGCUGAAGGGUGUGACGGCUGCUGCUAUCCAUGGUGGGAAAGACCAGGAGGAAAGAUCGGCAGCGGUCCAGGCUUUCCAGAGAGGUGACAAAGAUGUUUUAGUGGCAACAGAUGUGGCCUCAAAAGGUCUUGAUUUCCCUGGCAUUCAACAUGUCAUUAACUAUGAUAUGCCAGAUGAUAUUGAAAAUUACGUCCAUCGUAUUGGGCGUACUGGACGAUCGGGCCAACAUGGUGUGGCUACAACCUUCAUCAAUAAGGCUAAUGAUGAAUCAGUGUUAUUGGAUCUCAAACACUUGCUCAUUGAAGCCAAGCAGAAGGUACCGCCCUUCUUACUUAUGCUUGGAGGUGGAGAGGAUGAUCUCAUGGCAGCAUUGGAGACCAAUGAAGAGGAUGAGAGAGGAUGUUCUUAUUGUGGAGGUUUGGGUCAUCGUAUCACAGCCUGUCCUCGACUGGAGGCCAUGCAGAACAAACAAGCAGCAGGCAUUGGACGAAAAGAUUAUUUGGCUGCUAAUGCAGCUGAUUACUAAAUUCAUUCUAUUUGUGUGGUGUGUAUGUAUGUAUGGUACGUAUGUAUAUAUGUAUGUACUUAUGUAUGUACUUAUGUAUAUGUGGGUGUGGGUACACAUGCAUGCGUGCGCGCGUGCGCGCGCACGCACAC
Penaeus chinensis is the source of this 2093-nucleotide messenger RNA. It is a transcript of the gene abs, whose product is annotated as ATP-dependent RNA helicase abstrakt-like. Lineage: Eukaryota; Metazoa; Arthropoda; Malacostraca; Decapoda; Penaeidae. Gene Ontology annotation, molecular function: RNA helicase activity; RNA binding; ATP binding. The record is from RefSeq and is a predicted model, not a curated record. Gene Ontology annotation, biological process: mRNA splicing, via spliceosome. The transcript has 12 exons. The coding region runs from base 100 to 1962 and encodes 620 amino acids. Gene Ontology annotation, cellular component: spliceosomal complex.